This is a messenger RNA of Aspergillus welwitschiae, 718 nucleotides long. RefSeq lists its product as uncharacterized. The record is from RefSeq and is a predicted model, not a curated record. NCBI's taxonomy places the organism in Eukaryota, Fungi, Ascomycota, Eurotiomycetes, Eurotiales, Aspergillaceae. The annotation marks the transcript as partial. The transcript is spliced from 2 exons.
CAGCGCGCAGACCUCGCCAGGCACCCUGUGCGACGAGGCUGCCAGCUGGUCGCGUCGCUGACACGAAACAGUUUCAGAAACCCGCCUACAUCAAAGCAAGGCCAAUGAACUCCUCAUGUCUGCUUCCGGGCAAGCAAAUAAGAUGAUGCAGGCACCAUCUUUGCCACCUCUGGCGUGUCUGCUGUCGUCGGCGUGGUGUCAAGAAAGAAGGAGAUUUUGGCAUGUGGGAAGAUAUUUUAAGAGCCGCCGAAGCGAACAAUGCACGUGAUGUGUUUGCACGGAUUGCACCCCCACUCAAGCCGAGGUUCCGAUGAUCAAGAUGAAGCUAAAUUAGUGACGCCCAAGUUCUACGGUAGUGACCUGGGUCGUCUUCCGGGCCGAGCCGUUUCCAGAUGUCUUGCUUAGACGAGAGUCCUAAUGAUGCUAGUCUAUGAGACUUCACCAUACCCCAUGUGCUGUGCUCUGGGUCGCUAUACACAUCAUGCUGCCUCACAAGAGCAUGUGUUGUGAUACCUUGAUGACUUCCCAACUCCUAUGCAAUCCCUCACUUGAGGUCUCGAUGGAACUGUUCUGCACACGGGUCUGCUCAGACAUAAUUAACAAAUAUAACAACUCUCUAGACCACAAGCAUUAUUCGUUAUCUCCAAAAGUAUAUGACACUCGAGGUGGUUGGGUUUCAAGUUGUAGCUAAUUCUUGUGUUGGCGACUUGGUCCCCCG